Molecule: messenger RNA, 4136 nt
Organism: Salmo salar (Atlantic salmon)
Lineage: Eukaryota; Metazoa; Chordata; Actinopteri; Salmoniformes; Salmonidae
Source: RefSeq, a predicted model, not a curated record
GACAGGAUCUGGGGAAUGCUGAUGAGGGAAAGGCUCUCAAUAAUGCCACAAACGGUCCUCCUGCCAGUGCCUUAAGUGGUCUAUUUGUGAUUCAGCAUGCAUGCUCUCUUUCUCUCUCCCUCGCCCGCUCCCUGUCUGACUGCCAGGCUGGCGUGGAGUCGAGCUCCCAGGGGGUGAGUGUGUUAAUGCGGGCCCCCAGGCCCGGGGACCAGGGUAAUUGGGUUCGCAUGGUCGGUGUCAGGGCACCACCACCGCUCCCUACACAAAGGCCACCUCCCAGCCAAGCUGUUCAGGACAGAGACAAACCCCUCAUCACUGGUGUAAUUCAUUGGAAAGGCUUAUUGAAUUACUGGAAUGGUGUAUGUGGUUUUUGUGUGAGGGCCUGCUACAGAUUGCACAAUGUGCUGAGGGCCUUGUGUUUGCCUGCUGCUUGCGUGUUCAGCUCUCUCUCUCAGCUCAGACGCUUGGCUCUGAACACUACCGUGAAUAACGGCAGACAGCUUAGAAAAUCUCUAAUAUCCCCAAAUGGCGUAAUUACUGCAGCUCCCAUUCAGAUAACCUUCUCUUGUAUCCAGUGCCUGUUUGACCAUGUCUGCAUGUAGGGGUGACAGAGCCUGUUGUCUGCGUUGUAACCUCAUGACACAGCCUGGAGGCUGGAGCGUUUUGGCUGGGCCUCAUCCAGCCCUGACUGGAUGGGCUGGUGUCUGCUGCAGAUUGAUGUUGACAUGCAUUCACAUCCAUGCAGACUGUUGAUUUGUCUGGUUUGUUUGAUACUAAGUGAUUGGUGGCCCCUCACUAGUAUGUUAUGCUCAUAGCAACAAGAGUGAAGGUGUUCAUUUCUUUGCCUGCUUGCCUUUUUCAGGUCCAGUGGGUUUAAAAGAAACCCAGCAUUAAUGUUUGCCAUGUUGACAAGUCUCUUCCGCAUGGAUAUGUGUAGCAUUAAACUGACCCAUACAUCACACAGUGGCACUCUCCUCUGAUUGUAAGAAUAAUUAUGGACUAUGAUGUUCAGCCACUGGUGAGGUGGGAACAGGGGAAACGGAGAACCCACCUCCCCUGCAAUAUACUACAUUAUACCGUUGGCUACUUCACUCAAUCACCAGACCCAACCAACAUAAAACAGGUUCUCAACACUAAAACACAACUCGCCACCACAAUCCUACUCAAUACACCACUGUUAUGACCGCUGCCUACAAGUAGCUGCUGUCUCAGAGCCCAGCUUGGUUGUGGUCUUCAAUAAGCCGAACAAUGUGCUCAGCAGUGUGAGCAGUGAAGUGAUAAUUGAUACAUCCUAAAAAUUCAAGAAAGCUGUUGUUAAUGAUCCUUCUCUUCCUCUGGGUGGUUUUAACAGAACCACUUUAAGACUUUAAUUGACAAGGAAUACUGCCAUUUAAGCCGUUGCCUUGGCACUGCCAUUACCUACGUUUUGUUUUUUAAAGAUGAUGAGACCCACUUGGGGCGUUCACGAGGCGCGAUUACAAAAGCUCACGUGGAAUCACAAUGGCCUGCCGUGUUGCUAUUUUAGUUUCUGUUAAAAAAAACAUAAGUCCAAUAAGCCCUGUGCCUCCAGGGCUGGAAAAAGUGAGGAAUCUCCCUUUGUCUGAAGGGCAGGUGAGCGUGGUUCCCACCCCACCCUGCAUAUCAGUAGGAAAACAAGGGCUUCUCCAGCGCUGGAACAAGGCUGUUGAUGUGGAAGGUAUGGCCAGGGUUUCAGUGGAGAGAGAAGAUGAUGCCAAGAGCUUGUUACCAGGUUACAUCACUGUUGUUGUGAGUUGUGUGCCAGAUCUUCAGGCGUAGCAGAGGGAGCUCGCAGAGCCAUUCCCCUCUCUGUCGCCAAGCUACCGUCACGCUCUCCUCCUCACACACCAACAGGCCAGGCUGUGGGCAGUAUUUAACCAUCAUUGGUUUCACUCAGAGAGACAGCUAGACCGCUGAAGCCCUGAGCUGGGGAGCCCUGUCCUCAGCCUCCACUCACCUCACCUGGCCUGCAUUUCGCCCAUCAACCCCCUUCUACCACCACAGACUCGCCGCAGCCCAGCCUGUCGUCACUAUGACGUCGGAGCUGGAGAGUAGUCUGACAUCCAUGGAUUGGCUGCCUCAGCUGACCAUGCGGGCAGCCAUCCAGAAGGCUGAUGCCCAGGGGCACCACGGGGGGCCGGGCAUGGGCAAGAAGAGCGCCAUGCUGGACCCCAACACCACUCUGGACCAGGAGGAGGUCCAGCAGCACAAAGACGGCAAGCCGCCUUACAGCUACGCCAGCCUCAUCACCUUCGCCAUCAACAGCUCGCCGAAGAAGAAGAUGACCCUGAGCGAGAUCUACCAGUGGAUCUGCGAUAACUUCCCCUACUACAGGGAGGCGGGCAGCGGCUGGAAGAACUCAAUACGGCACAAUCUGUCAUUGAACAAGUGUUUUCUCAAAGUGCCUCGCUCCAAAGAUGACCCAGGAAAGGGCUCCUACUGGGCCAUCGAUACCAACCCAAAGGAGGACGCCCUGCCCACACGGCCAAAAAAGAGGCCGCGGUCCGGAGAGCGGGCUUCUACACCGUACAGCCUGGAGUCGGAGUCUUUGGGAAUGGACUGUAUGAUCUCUGGAAGUGCCUCUCCAACUCUGGCAAUCAACACUGUGACUAACAAGGUGGCGUUAUACAACCCAGACCAGGAUGGGAGUGACAGUCCAAGAAGCAGCCUUAACAACAGCCUGUCUGACCAGAGUCUGGCCUCCGUCAAUUUAAACAGUGUGGGCAGCGUGCACAGCUACACACCAGUGACUAACCACCCAGAGCCGGUGUCUCAGUCGAUGAGCCUCCAGCAGCCCCUCCAGCCCCAGUACAACAUGCCAGAGAGGGACAAGCAGCUCCUCUUCUCCGACUUUGAAGAUCUCAGUGCCUCCUUCCGCAGCCUUUACAAGUCUGUCUUUGGGCAGUCCUUCAGCCAACAGGGUUUGAUGGGCAUGCCAACAGAAUCGUCCCAACAGACCCACACCUCCUGCUCCUAUCAGCACUCCCCCAGUGGCACCAUCAGCACCCAGAACAGCCUGGCAAACAACCACUCCAGUAGCGGUGGCCAGGUGCCUCUGUCCCACCCUCCCCAGCUCCCCGUCCAGAACGCCCACCCGGGCCAUGGCUCGCCCCACACACAGCACAUCUCCCAGCACGGCCCACACAACCAACACGCCCAACACACCCAGCACCAACACCCACAGCACCCCCAUCACCCUGCACACUCCCAGCAUGGUCCGCACCAAACGCAGCACACCCAGCAGCAGCACACCCAGCACCCCUCCCAACACGCACAGCACACCCAGCACCCCUCCCAGCAGCAGCAUCAGACUCUGGCUCACCAGCCCCAUCCUGCCCAGCAACAGAUGGCCUGCAACACGGGUCUGCCCUCUGACUGGUAUCCAAAUCUGGACGCACUGAAAGAGAGCUGCCGUAUUGCCAGCAGUUAUAACUGGGCUGACGUCGACCUCUCACCUUUUCAAGGACUGAAGGAGAGCAUGAGACUAGCAGAGCAGAACAACUGGGCCCUGGAGCCCACACAGAUUGCAGAUCUCUGCUCAUCUAUCAACCAGUUCUUCGCCCGCACCGGCGUCAUUCAGCCACAGGGGGCAGUGCAGCCCGUACCCGUAUGCCAUGGCUCCAUGCACCCCAACAAGCCCAGCCAGCACAUGGCCACAGGAAAUCUCUACAUGGACUCAAGACAGAGCAUGUCUAUGAUGGGCCCCCCAGGCUACCCCCACAUGCCCCCAAUGAGCAGCGCAGGUCCCACAAUGACAGGACACCAUGCGCAGAUGAACCAGCAGCACAUGAUCUCUCCCAGAAACUUCCAGAUGCACCGCAUGCCAGCUGAUGACAUCCAGGAUGACUUUGACUGGGACUCCAUUGUCUAAUGUUAGAUGUUCUGCCCCUAACGAGGAACGGUCAGGUGGUGCAGAGCAGGUGGAAGUAGGAGGAAGAAGCCAGGCCGAGCUGUACGCUCUAGCGAGGAGACUGACUGUUGCUGGUGGGAUACAGAACAGAAGAGCAGGUGUCGUUUUGGGAGGAUAGAGGAAGAGACUUCAGAGUGCUGCCAUUUUUACAAACAAAAUGAAACAUACAAAAUAAAUGUUACUUUGAAGACAAUCAUAUUUACUAGGA